Molecule: messenger RNA, 4824 nt
Organism: Esox lucius (northern pike)
Lineage: Eukaryota; Metazoa; Chordata; Actinopteri; Esociformes; Esocidae
Gene: vps54
Product: VPS54 subunit of GARP complex
Exons: 23
Coding region: 163-3213 (1016 amino acids)
Biological process (GO): retrograde transport, endosome to Golgi; Golgi to vacuole transport
Cellular component (GO): GARP complex
Molecular function (GO): syntaxin binding
Source: RefSeq, a predicted model, not a curated record
GUGGAGGUGGGUCUGUCAAGGUUUGCUGAAUGUUUUCUCCUGGUUUGUUUAAUGUUAUUGUGAUGGUGGAACGAAGAAGCAAGACCUGCUGUGUUUGUAACCACAGUACCGUCUGACUGUUUCUUACCUCAGCUGACUUCGGUGGAGAGGUGCCCUGAUGUCAUGGCCUCCAGUCACAGCUCCUCCCCAGUGCCUCAUCCCAGCAGUGGAGGCAACGAUGGGAUGUUCCGGAAGGACAGGGACCCUUCCUCACGACACCCCAGGCCCAUCCGCUCACUGCCCGACGUCUGCCCCAAGGAGCCCAUGGGCGAGGUGUCCCGGGGGCUGUGUGAAGGACCGUCGGUGGUGGUUGACCAGCACAGGUGGACAGUGUACAACUCUAAGGUGAAUCUGCCGGCUGCCUUGAACGACCCACGGCUGGCCAAAAGGGAGUCUGACUUCUUCACCAAAACAUGGGGCCUGGAGUUUGCCGAGACGGAAGUCAUGCCCUCCUUUUACCUCCCCAGCAUCACAAAGGAACACUUUGCCCCCUACCUGCAGGAAACGGCUCAGAGGGAGAGAAUCCACGAGCGGUGCAAGAAUAUCUGUCCCAACAAGGAUGAGCUGGAUGCUGUUUCCAGCAUCACAAACCACCAUGACAAAUCAAGAGGCGAGUUGGAGCAGGUCCCCAGGAUCUUCAUGAAGCCUGACUUUGCGCUGGACGACCCGGCGACCUUUAACGCAGUCCUACCGUGGUCCCAUUUCAACAGCGCUGGCGGAAAGACCAGCCGGGACGUGGUGUCGUCGCGAUUGCUACAGGAAAAGUUGAGCCACUACCUGGACGUGGUGGAGGUGAGCAUCGCCCGGCAGAUCUCCCUACGCUCCGAGGCCUUCUUCCACGCCAUGUCCUCCCAGCACGAGCUCCAGGACCGGCUCACCCAGACCACGCGCUCCGUGGCGGUCCUCCGGGGCCGCACGGCCGCCAUCGAGCGGGUCAUGUGCGAGGGGCCCCUGCGGGCGCUGCGCCAGGCGCUGACGCGCUCCAACUGCGUGCGGCUGCACAACAAGCUGAAGCUGAUGGCGGCGGUGCACCAGACCCAGCCCACGGUGCAGCUGCUGCUCUCCACCUCGGAGUUCGUGGGGGCCCUGGAGCUCAUCGCCACCACCAAGGAGGUCCUGCAGCAGGAGCUACAGGGGAUACACAGCUUCAGACACUUGGGCUCACAGCUGUGUGAGCUGGAGAAGCUGAUUGACAAGAUGAUGGUAGAGGACUUCAGCAUGUACUCCAGAAGUGACCUCAGUAGAAGCCUGGACGAGGAGGGCCAGGUUAUGGAGAAGGACAGGCUGGAGUCUCUGGUGUUUGGCCUGCUGAGACAGCGGAAGCUGGAUUUCCUGGACAUUUACAGCGACGAGAUGAUCCUGGCCGCCAAAAGCAUCGUCACACAGUGUGUCGUUGACUCUGUGUCACGGAUUGAAGAAAUCGACCCGGACGUAGUCACCAAGCUGGCAGACCGGAUGCGUCUGAUGACUUUCCCACAGUGGUUCCAGCUUUUAAAGUCUGUGUUUGAGAACUUCAUUCUUUUCCUGAAGAGGAUCAAGGCAACACUAAGUGUAGUGAGAAACGUGGUACUGGAGGCUCUGGACAGCAACCAGAAGAGCCGUCUUCUGGAGCUGGAGCGGGCUGAGGCGGGGGCCCAAGCCCAGGCCCCGGGGACCCCGCUCUCCCAGGGGGAAGCAGAGCUGGCUUACCUCACCCACGAGGGCCUGUUCAUCAGUGAUGCACUCAAUGAAGCUCAACUCCUCCAGGGUGGCAAUGGGGGCCAGGAGCAGAGCUCCGCCGUGGGGCCCAAGCAGCAGGUGGACCAGGAGCAGAGCUCCGCUGUGGGGCUCAAACAGCAGGGUGGCCAGGAACAGAGCUCCGUUGUGGGGCCCAGGCAGUCUCAGUUGCGGCUGGACGGUUGUGGUAGUGAUUCUGCCUCGGGGACUACUGAAUCAUCCUCCAGCAGGGAGCACACCUUCCAGCCAGGAGGGGGUGCCAGCAUCUCGGAGGACAUGAUGCCCAGCGACCUGGAGCUUGGCCGCGUGGCCAACAACAUCCAGGAGCUGCUCUACACUGCCUCGGACGUCAGUCACGAUCGCUGUGUCAAGGUUCUCAUGGCCAGAGCCAAGGAUGGCUCCCUGGAGCGCCUCAGCUCGGCGGAGUUCGUGUGCCUGUCCCAGGCGGUGGAGGGGUUCGUGAGGGACACCGAGGAGCUGUGCUGCCGACGCAGCGUCUCCCUGAGGGGGGCGCUGCAGAGUCAGGCCAACCGCUUUGUCAACCGCUUCCACGAGGAGCGCAAGACCAAGCUCAGUCUGCUGCUGGACAAUGAGCGUUGGAAACAGGCCGAGGUCCCUGCAGAGUUCCAGGACCUGGUGAACUCCAUAGCAGAUGGCAGGAUCACACUGCCUGAACGCAAACCCCAAGGCACAGAAGAGAGGAAACCAAGUGAUUAUUUACGCAUUGAUGGACAGAAAUAUGCUGUUGUCGGGACGGUGUUGAUAUUAAUCCGGAUCUUCCUGGAGUACUGUCAGUGUGUCAACGACAUCCCCUCCAUCGCCACCGACAUGCUGACCCGCCUCUCUGACCUACUCAAGCACUUCAACUCCAGGAGCUGCCAGUUGGUUCUGGGGGCAGGCGCACUGCAAGUGGUUGGCCUCAAGACCAUCACCACUAAAAACCUGGCCCUGGCCUCACGCUGUCUGCAGUUGGUGGUUCACUACAUUCCCGUCAUCAGGGCCCACUUUGAAACCAAACUGACGCCCAAGCAGUACAGCGUCCUCAGGCACUUUGACCACAUCACCAAGGACUACAACGAUCACAUAGCGGAGAUCUCCUCCAAACUGGUGGCGAUCAUGGACAGCUUGUUUGAGAAGGUGCUAGCAAAGUAUGAAGUCAAGGCCCCCAUGCCCUCGGCCUGCUUUCGCAAUGUCUGCAAGCAAAUGGCCAAAAUGCAUGAAGCUCUCUACGAGCUGUUACCUGAGGAGCAGGCCCAGAUGUUGUUCUUGAGGAUCAACGCUAGCUUUAAAAUGCACCUGAAGAGGCAGCUGGCACGCCUCGGGGUGCACCAUGAUGGCGGACCUCAACACGGGCUGGUGACAGUGGAUGUCGCGUUUUACACCGAGAACGUCCAGGCACUGCGGACACUUGAAAAGCUGGACUUGAACAUGGCUGAGAUCUGGGAGCAGAAGAGGUGAUGGCGGCGGCGCCAGUCGUAUGUCCCAUGUGCGGCGCCACGUUGACCCACCGCGGAGAGGGAGGAACCAACUCUAAUCAGACUCUUGUAAAGAGACAACACCCGUUGCUUCACCCUCCAGCAGCCAGCCAGCCAGCCUGCCCAGGGGACAACGAAUCACGCUGCAGUCCACCUGAAGGGGGCGUCGUCUGGGUGCGGAGAGAGAGGACGUCUGCUGGCGUUUGGGGUUCCCUGAGGCAGACAGCACCAGGAAGACACUAGGACCAAACCCCAGAGGCGAUGAUCAUUUAACCAGGGCAGCCUACACAACAUGGCUGGCUGCUAAUUUGCCUCCGUAAAGCCUGUAUGGUGCACUGCUUUUGACCAGAAGGUUUGCAAACACAACACAACUGUGCACUAUAUAGGAAAUAAGGUGUCAUUUUAGAUCCAAGCUUUUAAAGAGCAGCUGUCUCUGGGGACUUACAAGGGACUUCUAGGACUCCUCACGGUGCCUCCUUUUAAAACUGUUGCCGUAACCUCGUCUCACUGUGUGCAAUUCAACUCCAGAUGAUUUAUGAAAACAAAAACUGAUGAACAGAUUAUGAAGGACUUUUUGAGCGGACUGAGCUUCCGACAAUGGUUCAAAACUUGACACCCACUAACUUAUUUUUUUCGUGUUAAAAGAAAUGCAUUAAAUACUGUCUUUGUGUUAGUGAAGUAAGGAAAAACAAGGCCACUCUCCCUUCGUGUAUUCAAACUUUUAAGCUAAAUGUAAUCCGGUUUUAAACAACAUGCAUAUGUUGGCAGCUUCAUUAAUAUUUGGCAUCAUCAGAUGUUCAGUAAGGAGUGUUAUUUGGCACUGAAUUCAUCUGAAUACAAAAUUCCUCCAGCCCAAUAAUUAUAUCAGCAUUCCCCUCCAACUGUGGAUUGUGCUUAGUGUACUGUCAGUAUGAGAUAUUCUCAGGUCAGUCGAAAUCUGAAGAUAUUGUUAAAGAGCUCAUGUCUGCAAUUGACUGAGACAUGCACAAUUGUUUUCUUUCCUCUAAUGACCCAGAGCUAGGAGUCAUAUUUUAUCGAAGCUUUUUCCUCACAACAAAGAGGCAACAAACUCCACUACAUUUGUCUGAAUUAUCGUUCAAGUGACAGUUUUCAAUUCAGAAUUAUCCACUAUUGCUUGUUUGCAUGGAUGAACAUUAGUCUUCCGAUUGGCUAGUGUUUUUAAAGUAGCCCAGCUCCAACCCAAAUAGUCCCGCUAAUGAUCAGUUCUUGAAAUGGCCCGCCUGCACUGUGCGAACAUUAUACCUCAUACAAGAGGAUCCAAGGGUAUCUUAAAAGGCACCCUCAAAUAACAGUGCUAAAUACUUCAAAAGUGCCUACUUUUGAUAACUAUCCAAGACUACAUCAGACUACUUUACAACAGUGCUGUUUGAGUGCCUUGUGUGUGUGUGUGUGUGUGUGUGUGUGUGUGAGAAAGAGGGGCGGGUGUGAAUGUGAAUGACUGUUGGGCCCUCAUUGCUGCUCUGGUUAAGUUGGAUAAGGAAGCGUGGGACAAACAAUCUGACAGCAUGCCUGAGAAAUAUGUGUUGAAUGAAUCCUGAGAAUCUUUAUGAAUAAAACAUGGAAUUAUAUGGAA